AUGUCCAAAGUGCGAGCCAAUGUGAUUGGCAAUGGCUUUGCCAGGUUACGAGGAUUGGACGUCGGCCACGACGAGGAGCGCGAGGCCGAUGAUCAGGAGGAUGAUGGCCACGACAGGAGUUGGGACGGCGUGCGACAUCGAAUGGCCUUGCUCAUCGCAGCAGGACUGGCGUGCGCAGGGCUCGCUCUUUGGGCGCUCUACUCCUGGCAAUUCCCGGCCUUCAGCCUGCUGCAAGAGGCAAGAUCUUUUUCCGAUUCGCUGGUGUCGUCGUUGAUCUCCAACCUUCCGGUGGAAGUGCAAGGAUGA
Molecule: messenger RNA, 306 nt
Organism: Symbiodinium sp. CCMP2592
Lineage: Eukaryota; Dinophyceae; Suessiales; Symbiodiniaceae
Source: the annotation of a GenBank genome assembly